Molecule: messenger RNA, 552 nt
Organism: Peniophora sp. CBMAI 1063
Lineage: Eukaryota; Fungi; Basidiomycota; Agaricomycetes; Russulales; Peniophoraceae
Source: the annotation of a GenBank genome assembly
AUGACGACCUUCGCACACUAUCCCCUCACCAUCUCGGUACUCAACACUGUCAAGCACAACCUCUGGUUUAGCGUCAACCUCUGCACAGAUAACUUUCAAUUGCCAAUACGACGUGAACCACCCGUCUGGCAGCCCGACGAAGGGGCGUAUGUUGUGAGACUAACUCUAGCUGAGGGACACCCUCGAACAGAGGACGGUAUUGAAAUCUUCUGGAAAGGCAAGCGCGAUUACUCCCAUGGCGACUUCUGGAUCUCCACCCGGAAUGUCCGGUCAUACGCGAAAAGGGGCGGGGCUCGUCUUGACAAUCCCGGCCAACGAUGCCGGCGACUUACCCUCGAGGAUAAAGAUCAACUGACGGUGGUGUUGGACCCACACAGCUAUAAUUGGGCGAUGAACCUUACUUUCGAGAUCAAACGUAUGCGCCCGUCAGACGAUAUGCCCUCCGGGCCUUGUCCAGACGCACAAGCCCUUUCCGAAACCUUCGGUGGGAACGCGAGUGCGUACCGCGAGAUGAUCCAGUAUCGGGGCCUACAUCUACCUCAGGCGAAUUGA